CUGCUAUUGAGUGCCGUCUCGGUUUAUGGAAUUAACCAAAUAGUCCAGAGAUGGUCUGGACCUCCGCUGGAAAAAGAACCGGUUGACCUGCUUCAUCGAACAUAUUAGGCCGUAGUAUCUUCCAGUGUCCAUGUACUGUUCUGAUGAAGAAUUAUAACAUUUCUGUCUUAAAGCAGGGAUAGAAAACUAACUUAUCUCUUUGCCAUAAGCCGUUGGGAACGCGCUGUGCUCGCUGUGUCGUAUCAGCCCCCCAGGUGUUCCUGUAUCAUAGUCAUUUUACAAAUAUCUCUCUUUAUUCAGACCUAUCCCCAUGUCUGCUUUAUUAUAAUCAACCGGCAAACCGUAAAAUCGGCGAGCAGACCGCUGUGUUGUUAGCUUCAGAGCUAACAGUGACCGAGUCAGUAUUCGGGGGCUAAAAAUAUCGCUCACUGCGCCACCGAAGCUGCUCGGCUUCGGUCCACGUUUGACUCCCGUCUUCGGCUUUCUUUUUCUGGUGACCUUGCUCGGAGUUUGACGCUCUACAUGGUCACCACAGCGGGUUCAGGACAAGAGGAAGAGCGAGUCGGACCCCGAGGCUGUGAGCCGAGCUGGCCUGAUCUGACGUGCUGGGCUUCAGGUCUCCCGGCGGACCACACUCGGCUACGGCUGAUCGGUAGCCGGGUGACAUUUUGCUGUGAUGGGCUUAUAUUGUCAUUAGUGGUGAUAUAACGAGCCCCGGUUUUGCCCAGGGAGACCGAAACUUCACGAAGGGUUCAGAGAAAGCGACUUAUUUCCAACUUUCGUAGACUUCCAGGAGCUGCGCACCAUGACGGAGGACAACAAUGCAGAAAAGUUCAUUAAGGAGGCGUCCAUCUUGGAUGAAUACAUCAUAAACUGGACACAGAAGCUGGGAGCUGGAAUCAGCGGACCUGUCAGGGUGUGUGUGAAGAAGUCGAGUCAGGAACGCCUGGCCCUGAAAAUCCUCAUCGAUCGCCCCAAGGCCAGAAAUGAGGUGCGUCUUCACAUGAUGUGUGCCAACCACCCGAACAUCGUGCAAAUUCUGGAGGUGUACGCCAACACCGUCCAGUUCCCUCAUGAGUCCAGUCCAAGAGCAAGACUCCUGAUUGUUAUGGAGAUGAUGGAGGGUGGCGAGCUCUUCCACAGAAUCAGCCAGCACAAGCACUUUACUGAAAAGAUGGCCAGUCAGGUCACCAAACAGAUCAGCCAAGCAUUGGCUCAUUGUCACUCCCUGAAUAUUGCACAUCGUGACCUAAAGCCAGAGAACCUGCUCUUCAAAGAUAACUCUCUGGACGCACCUGUGAAGUUGUGUGACUUUGGCUUUGCCAAAAUCGAUCAAGGAGACUUGACGACCCCUCAGUUUACUCCUUACUACGUAGCACCUCAGGUACUUGAGGCUCAAAGAAGACACCAGAAGGAAAAGUCUGGAAUUAUACCUACCUCACCAACUCCUUACACAUAUAACAAGAGCUGUGACUUGUGGUCGCUGGGUGUGAUCAUCUACAUAAUGCUGUGCGGCUAUCCUCCGUUCUACUCAAAGCACCACAGCCGCACCAUCCCAAAGGACAUGAGGAAGAAGAUUAUGACGGGCAGCUUUGAUUUCCCAGAAGACGAGUGGAGCCAGAUCUCUGAGAUGGCCAAGGACAUUGUACGCAAGCUACUGAAGGUGAAGCCAGAGGAGAGGCUGACUAUCGAGGGAGUCCUGGCUCACCCCUGGCUGAACUGCACCGAGGCGCUGGACAACGUCUUGCCGUCUGCACAGAUGAUGAUGGACAAGGCCGUGGUCGCAGGAAUCCAGCAGGCCCACGCCGAGCAGCUCGCCAACAUGAGGAUUCAGGACCUGAACGUCAGUCUGAAGCCUCUGAACUCUGUCAACAACCCAAUCCUCAGGAAGCGGAAACUGCUGGGCCCCAAACCCACAGAUAGUUUCUUCAUCCAUGACCCAGAGAAUGGAGGGGAAGACUCAAACGUAGCGCUGGAAAAACUGAGAGAUGUCAUAGCACAGUGCAUACUCCCACAGGCCGGAGAAAACGAGGAUGAGAAGCUGAAUGAGGUGAUGCACGAAGCCUGGAGGUUCAACAGAGACUGCAAGCUGCUGAGAGACGGCCUGCAGGGUCUCAGCUGGGAUGGGCGAUCUUUUUCCGAUAAAGUUGACCGCUUGAAGUUGGCUGAAAUAGUGAAACAGGCCAUUGAAGAAAAGACAAAUCUUCAAGAUUCUCAUUAGCCAACGCUGACUUUCUUUUUUUUUUAUUUUGUUGUUUUUUGAAACUCUUUUUAAUCCAUAUCUGUAAAGACUGUUUUAUGUCAAAUGAUGUGCAGUUUUUGUUUUUAUUGCCUCCAUAAUUUCAUUUGUAAAAAACCUAUUGUUGACCUAUACUGGAAGAGCUUCUGUACAGCUGUAAAUAUAUUUCAAAGGAUUUGUUGGUACUAUCAUUUCUUUUUAAACAAAUGGACAAUUUCAAAGAAUGUGGAAAAAAAUUAUAUUUUCAUUUUUACUAAAAAAAAAAAAAAGAUAAAAGAAAUCUGUGAAAGAAAUUAUUUUUUGGGAGGGAAUUUUUAUUAGCUGCUCGUCGAAGAUGUCUUGUUUUAUCCCAAUUAUUUCUUUCUCUGCUUUAAUUAUACGCAUUGUAAGAGUUUUAUUUAUUUAAACUGAAAAUUCCAAGAUUUUAUAUCUUUCUUGUAGCUCGAUAGUGGCGCUAAAGUUUAGAGAAGCUGUUCAUGACGUGACCUUUGUUCUUCCACUCUGCCUGCAGGUAUAUAAACAUAACAGCCGUCGUUUAAUUUGUUUGUUUUUUUUUAUCAAACCUUUUGGACAUUUUUAAUAUGUUGGACAUGCAGAAAUGAGGAAUUGAAACAAACGAAAGUGUCAGUGCAGAAACCUGCGCCUUCAACUCAUUUAAAACAUCAGCCGACUAAAAUGAGAGUUUAAGAAAAACUUCCUUAUAUUGCAAUUAGUCGCAAAUAGUUUUUUGUUUGUUUGUUGAUGAAAUCUAAGCCACAUGAGACCAAAGGUUUGCCUUUUGUUGUAAAUCAGUAACUCUGCUAACAGAAAUGCUCAUGUGUUGCAUCACACAAAAGUGAGAAACUCGGACAUGUUGAGCUCUGCCUUCAUGGGAUAAGAAAGUGAUUUUUACAACUGACCAUUCAGAGCCUUUUUUAAAAAAAAUUCAAACCUUAAAGUUGCCUCAGCCUUUUGGAAAACACCACUGAAUACUCGACGCUUCUGAAGAGAAAUGAUUUCACCUGCAGUGGAUCUGAAAGUUAUUCACUUCCUGUUAAAACGCCGGCUUCUGUGAUGUAGAAAAUGAGACCAAGACGACCUUUAACCUUAUGUUUAACGUGGACAAGUUAGCUGCUUAAAAACAAACGAGUAAUAACAAAGCAACGAUGACGUGUAUGUUUCAUUUGUUAAUAAUUUAGAAAAAGUUAUCAAAGCAUUUUUGUCAAGACACCGAUCUGCAGGAAAGUCGGCAGAUUCUGGACUCCUGCUCAAAUAAGACAACUAUCCGAGAUCCAGCUAAAGAAAAACAAGCCCACAUGUUCAACUGUAGUGUCUCGUGUCAGCUGGAAGGUUUGAACAAGUUUGACAAUCAAAAUUUUAGCAACACCUUCACAAUUUCUCCAGAAGAAAAAAAAGUAUCUGCGACUCUCCUUCUUGGAGAUUAAAUGGAUACAAGAAAUUGUUGAAUCAGAAAAUCCUAAAACUCCCGCAUGUUUUUUCAUCUCUGACUGAUACUUUUGCACAGAUAACUAAUUGUGAUCAUCGUCUUACAUCCCGCAAUCAAUGUCUUUGGAAAAGAAAGAAAAUGUCAGCUAACUUCGCCGCUCAGUUCCUCCAGACUAGUGGCAGCAGCAUUUAGCAAACACCUUGUGGGACUGUGAGUCUGCUGAGCUUAUCAUUCAAACUACAUCUCAGUCGAACAUUCCUGUGAACCCCUGUAAACGGCAUAACGGAGGAACGUCAGAAAAAACAGGCGCUUCUUAAAGAGACAGAGGCCCAAUUUCAAGGUGUCAAAUUGCAAAGUCAGUUAUUUUUUUAUUUAUACUACUGAAGGUAACAUAGUUACUUGAUUGUGCUAUAAAAUGGACCUAUGUGCCUGGAAAAUUAAUAAUACAGCCGUGUUAAGGUAGUGCACACUUAUGCAACCCCAGUUAUUGUAACUUUAAGGUUUUUAAAAUUUUCCCCAUGUUUCUGUCCAGCAGAUUUGUUUUCAAGUUCAAUUGUACAAGAUUAUUCUCACACUAAAGGUGGAAUGUAUAUUAAAAUCUAUCAUGGUCUCAUCUUUUCAUGACAAUUUUUAUUUUUAUUUUUUUAACAAAAGUGCAUACACUUUCUGAACUCCAUUGCUAGAUUUUAUGCUUGAGUCUGAAAUGUCCUCAAUGCAUUUCUUUUUCUUCAUUUUUGAUCUGUGAAACUGAACAACUCAAACUGCUUGGAUGCAAAUCGGCAUCUGCUGGAACUCAUAUCCGCGCGGUUCGUGUCUCGACUUUCGUUCCCUGCAAAAGCGGUUGUCACUUGAAGAAAAUAAUUUCUUGAAACACAGUAGGGAAGUCUGGGUUUUGGUUUCAGAACUUGACGCUUUAGACCAUGUGCAAUAAGGCAAUCGUUUGUUCUGUGUUUGGAUCACCUGGAUGUUCACAAUGAGAUCUGUCAGUAUUACUCUCCCUCUGCGCUUCAUUUCAUUUAUCUUUGUGUAACCUUUCUUUUCUGUUAUUUUCACCUUUUAAGUUCUAAUAAACAUGUUAUUGACUGGGCUGAAUUAAAUCCUUAUACUUUU
Messenger RNA from Poeciliopsis prolifica (blackstripe livebearer), 4775 nucleotides. It is a transcript of the gene mapkapk5, whose product is annotated as MAPK activated protein kinase 5. Bases 806 to 2221 code for a protein of 471 amino acids. Gene Ontology annotation, molecular function: calmodulin binding; ATP binding; mitogen-activated protein kinase binding. Gene Ontology annotation, biological process: protein autophosphorylation; peptidyl-serine phosphorylation; negative regulation of TOR signaling. The record is from RefSeq and is a predicted model, not a curated record. NCBI's taxonomy places the organism in Eukaryota, Metazoa, Chordata, Actinopteri, Cyprinodontiformes, Poeciliidae. The transcript has 14 exons. Gene Ontology annotation, cellular component: nucleus; cytoplasm.